AACUUUUUUUUUUUUUCUGUUUGGCUGCUGAGAAAAUUUUCCAAAUAUUUCCCCUUUCGAUUUUCUCCCCUUUCCGGGAUUGCGAAAAACGACGCUAAUUCAUGUGUGGCUGCAUUUAGAAUCGCCAUUUCGUUUAACUUUUUUUUUCCUCCUAUGUACAAACUGAGCGAGUUCAAUCUUCGUAAGCAUUUCUCUAUAAGAAGCAAUCCUAAUUCCUUAAUGGAGAGUUCUGAAGAGGAAAAUGAUGGAGUCUCUGGUAAUCAUGCUACUAAGGAACUGAUUCAUUUAGCAUCUAAUGGGGCAAAAUUUAUAGAUGAAGUACUCAAUGGUCAAAAUGAAUGCUGUCUGGAGAAUUUUCGCAUGGAUAAACAUGUAUUCUAUAAGUUAUGUGAUAUCCUGCAAGCCAAGGGUUUAUUGCGUCACACAAAUCGAAUCAAAAUUGAGGAGCAACUGGGCAUAUUUAUGUUCAUUAUUGGGCAUAAUCUACGGACAAGGGCUGUUCAAGAGUUAUUCCGUUAUUCUGGAGAAACUAUUAGUCGUCACUUUAACAAUGUUUUGAAUGCUAUAAUGUCUAUUUCACUGGAUCUCUUUCAGCCUCCUGGCUCUGGUGUUCCUUCAGAAAUCUUUGAAGAUCCUAGAUUCUAUCCAUAUUUUAAAGAUUGUGUGGGAGUAAUUGAUGGUAUACAUGUACCAGUGACGGUAGGUGUAGAUGAGCAAGGACCAUUCCGCAAUAAGAAUGGUUUGCUUUCACAGAAUAUUCUGGCAGCUUGCUCAUUUGACCUCAAGUUUCAAUAUGUUUUGGCUGGAUGGGAAGGAUCUGCUACAGACUUGCAAGUUUUUAAUUCAGCAAUCACAAGGCAGAACAAAUUGCAGGUCCCCGAGGGUAAAUACUACAUCGUAGACAGCAAGUACCAAAAUGUGCCUGGUUUCGUUGCUCCAUAUUCCAGUACUCCCUACUACUCCAAGGAAUUUCUCAGCGAUUACCACCCGCAAGAUGCAAGUGAACUGUUCAAUCAACGACAUUCAUUAUUACGACAUGUCAUAGAUCGAACUUUUGGGAUCUUAAAGGCACGGUUUCCUAUAUUGAUGUCUGCUCCUUCUUAUCCAUUACAAACACAAGUGAAGUUAGUGGUGGCUGCAUGUGCAUUGCACAAUUACAUUCGCAGGGAGAAGCCAGAUGAUUGGCUUUUCAAGAUGUAUGAAGAAGGGUCAUUUCCAAUGGAGGAAUCACAACCCCCAUUGGAGAUGGAAGUACCACCAAAGAUGGAUGUUGAGACCCAGACACAGCCAUCAGUUCAUACUUUUGAUUCUGAAGAAAUUGCACUUGCUUCACAGUUAAGGGACUCCAUUGCUACUGAAAUGUGGAAUGAUUUUAUCCAAUGAUUUCCCCCCCAUGUAAAUUUCUUUAGUUAAGCUUAUAUAUAUGAUCAGAUUAGGUUUGAUUUUUUCUCAGGGUCUACAGUAUAUGAGACUAUGUUGCCUUAGUUUACAGUGGCAUUUUGUUCAUAAAACAGAAGUAUGCAUGUAGAUCAUAUCUCAUCACAUAAGCUUUUGCUUUUAAUUCUUAUAAGAUGGAUUAUAAGCUUCAAUA
This is a messenger RNA of Glycine soja, 1591 nucleotides long. Its product is annotated as putative nuclease HARBI1. The coding region runs from base 154 to 1383 and encodes 409 amino acids. The record is from RefSeq and is a predicted model, not a curated record. The transcript is spliced from 4 exons. Lineage: Eukaryota; Viridiplantae; Streptophyta; Magnoliopsida; Fabales; Fabaceae.